Talaromyces amestolkiae is the source of this 4938-nucleotide messenger RNA. RefSeq lists its product as uncharacterized. The transcript is spliced from 11 exons. Lineage: Eukaryota; Fungi; Ascomycota; Eurotiomycetes; Eurotiales; Trichocomaceae. The record is from RefSeq and is a predicted model, not a curated record. Gene Ontology annotation, molecular function: DNA-binding transcription factor activity, RNA polymerase II-specific; zinc ion binding; transcription cis-regulatory region binding. Gene Ontology annotation, biological process: intracellular sterol transport; positive regulation of transcription by RNA polymerase II. Gene Ontology annotation, cellular component: nucleus. The coding region runs from base 1 to 4938 and encodes 1645 amino acids.
AUGGACGAGCAAGAUCGCACACGCCAUGGUGGGGACAAGCCUGCGAAACGAAAAGAGUCUGAGUCUGUGAAGCAAACACCGUCAGAAGGGCAAUCCGAAGCGACGGCCAACACCAGCGCUGCCCCCGCUCGGGAUCGCAAGAGGAGGACCAAGACAGGAUGUCUGACUUGCAGAAGACGACGCAUCAAGUGCGGGGAGGAGAAGCCGCGAUGCAAUAAUUGCAUCAAAGCAAAGCGAGACUGCGAAGGAUACACGCAGAGAGUCAUCUUCAAAAAUGCGUUGGGUCCCGUCGCGGGCUACGACCCGAGGGUUCCUGCCAAUUUGCAGGCCCCUGUGACGCACUUUCCUCCUCUGCCACCACAAGUCCAACUGCAACAGCUGCAACAACUUCAACGACUCCAACAACAACAACAACAUCAACAAAGACAGCCCAUCGCUGGGCAAGCGCUCAAUCGUCAACAGCGCUUACUGGCACCUCGCCUCCCCUAUGUACCCCCCGCAGUCGCUACUUAUGCCACCCAGCCCAUUCAGCAGCAGCACCUACACCAACCUGUCUAUCCUACAAUCCCUCUUCAGACACCACAGACAGAUCCGACCAUCGCGCCUCAAGCGAUCCAAGCGAUCCAUGUCCCKGGGGACGACUUCGCCAGCCAUGUCCACACAUGGUCAUCUGCAGAUCAGCUUGCUUACCUGACGCUGCCCGAGACCGCCUUCCAAGGCAGUCAUGACCUUGCUUAUCAGCAGACGACGGCACACGCCAGCCUACCGUCUUACCAGAAUCCAGACACUCAUCCGGUGAUAGCCCAGCACGAUCCAGCCGUGCAGAGCAUGGCGGACACCAUCGGGUUCUACACAGACGAUACCUUCCAGCAGGCUCAGGUCUACUACGCGUGGGAUGCUGAACAGGAAGCCCUGAUACCGACGAUCUAUGAAGACUUGGAAGAUGAUUAUUACGACGUCGAUUCCGACGACGAGCAACAAGACGUGACUGAGGAAGAGGGAUACAAUCAAAUGAAUCUCAUCAUGGCUUCGGCACAACAGGAUGUCAUGCGAUCGUACAAUACGUAUCUCAACGAGCCAAACAUCCUUGCGAAUUAUCAACCUUCAAUGGGCUCCUCGCCGCUGAAUAAUCCCAAAACCGCCCGAAUCUGGGUACAUUUUAUGCACGCCACGGCCCCUGCCAUCUCGAUCAUGGAGCGACACAACGCGAGCCCGGCGCCUUUCUUUGGCGGACCAGUGCCAGUGUCGCAGCAAGGGCUGUGGAGUUAUAUCAUGCCUUUGAAAUCACUUGAGCAUCCAGGACUAUUACAGUCUAUUCUGGCCAUCAGCAGUCUUCAUAUUGCCAGACUACAGCAGAGUCAUUUUACAAUUACAUUCAAGCAUUAUGAAUAUGCGCUGAGAAAAGUCUCCAAGGCUGUCGGCCUCCCUGUGCGUCGAAAACAAGUAGCUACUCUCGCUGCCACGCUACUUCUUGCGUUCUACGAAGUCACUGCAGCGGAUCAUACGAAGUGGGAUCGACAUGUCGCCGGCGCCGCACAGCUGCUGAAAGAAAUCGACUUUGCAGGGCUGACACGAGAUCUCAGAGCCUAUCGUCGGACUGUAAGGUCGCAAAAAUCUGCCUGGUCGGGACCAUACGACCCUUUUUCAUCGUAUACCUACGCGGAAGACGAUCCGUUUGCCGCGAAAGAGUCUGAAGUAGACGCCAAAGUUGUGUCUCGGCUUAUAGGUAGAGCUGUUGAUUAUGAUCAAAUCGGGCGAGUGGACGUCUACUCAAAGGUCAAGAGAAGGCAUUUUUCACGAAAAGAUAUUGACAACUUUCGAAUACAAUGUGAUUUGUGGUGGUGGUACGCAAAACACGAUACGUUUCAGAGUAUGCUCAGUGGUAACAGACUACUUACCCCAAUCGAACGAUGGGAUGCAAUUCCUCCUCGUGCAGGACUCGGCAGAGCAGACGCAAUCUAUGGCAGUUGGGACCAUCUUGUCCUUUUGAUGGCUCGCAUGAUGGAUUUUGGAUAUCGAGAUCGCAAGAGAAAGCUCCAAAGCCUUGAGGCUGCUGGGAGUGAUUGGCGUCCGCAUCCCGGAUUUUUCAAGUUUGUCGGUCGGUUUACACCCAAACCUCCAGGGGGAAAGCCUGGAGGGCCACCUGGGAUGGGACCUCCUGGAGGACCACAAGGGCCGCCUGGUAACAAUCAGCCACCACCAAGCCAAAGCUCGACACAGAAACCGAUGUAUGGUAUGGCGCCCACAGGAGGUCCAGUUCCAGCGCCCGCUGCAUUCACUACCAUGGGCGAAUCACCGCCAUAUUCGGGCUUUGUGGAUGAUGAUGACACAACAUUGGAAGAAGCAGAGGCCGAAUGGGAAAGUAUACUAGCUGCGUAUGAGUAUUAUGAAAGUCAAUUGGGAGAAGGCUUUGCACCGUUACCACCCGAUACCACAACACCAGUUGAUUCACCUUUUGGCCCAGCGAUACAAUUCCGAUCCGACAGCAUUGCUGUGCUCUGGGGAUAUUACUAUGCUGGUAGGAUAAUACUAAACCGCCUGCACCCUAGUAUGCCCCCAGCCGCAAUGAUGGCGGCGACAACAGCAGCUGCCACGACAGCUCAGUUUGCUCAGACUACUGGAAGGAUAGCUGCUGGUAUAUAUUAUCCGCAACUAUAUGUGCAGGAAGUUGGCAACUUGAACCCAAAUCUGGGUGGUGCAUGGAUACAGGCCACUAUGACUUUGUUCGUCGCGGGUAUUCAAUAUACCGAUCCGACACAGCGAGACUGGACCGUGUCGACACUUCGCGGUACCUCUCGUGUGACGGGAUGGCAGUCUGCCGAGGCGAUUGCAGCUGGCUGUGAAGCUGCAUGGAUGCGCACGGCUGCAGUAGGACGGGGGCCUCCAUAUGUACGGGGGCCAGAGUUUUUCGAGAAUGAACCAGUUUAUACCCGUCGGGUCGUGCAAGGCGAUGAGCACCUCACACCAGAUUCAAACCACGAGAGACGCAAAGCCGAUGACCGCGCGCUCGGCAAAGGGGUGCGACUGACGCAGUGUCCGCGCUGCAAGCGGUUCGCCGAUAAAUAUGUUGAGCAUGAUAAUGUGGUGUUGUUCAUUGAUUUGGUGCUUAUAAAGCCUCAGGUUUAUCGGCAUUUAUUGUUUAAUCGGUUGGGGAGGGAUGAUAAGGCUUUUGAUCGCUCGAUUAUACGUCUCGGCGUGCUCCUGCUCCUCUUCGACGUGUACUUGACAUGGGCCCGCAUCGAGAAAUCGUCUACCCUCGCAUCGACGCCGCUGUCCACAACCCCGAUCAUCGUGCAAUACUUGUUCUUUCUCUCGCUCAAUGCAUUGGCGACACUGGCGCAUCAUCUAGUCGUUCGUCUGGGUGCUUCGGUAAUCUCGAAACGGUCGCAUACGCAAUCGUCGUCUCUUGCCGCUGGCGCAGACACAAAUGAGACGCCGUCGACGCCUACAGUUGCGACGGGUUUCGUCUCUGCGUCUGCGAAUGUGAGUCGCUCGCCGUCGAGUUUGGAUAUGCUGGGAUUGCAUCCUUCAGCGUCAGCGUCAGCGUAUAGCACUGGAAAUGCAUCUACAAGUGGUUACGGUUGGCCUCCCGAUCCUUCUUCACCACCGGCACAGCAAGGGCAAGGACAAUUACGCCGCGUAUCAACUUCACCCGCUCAGUUCCAAACUCUUCCUCCGCCACCACCUCCGAGCCCAAACGCCGUUAGUACGGCGUUGUUUGUGAGUAGUUGUCCGAAACUGUUCCCCAUACUCAUGGUGAUAUGGGGAUCGAAAGAAGUCGCGGUGCCCGAAGGCGGGAGUUCGGUGGCUGACAGCCCUGCUGUUACGAUGUUGCACAAGACCUUUGCGACUGUGACGUCGGCUGCGUCGAUGCCGAGUGCGCCGGCGCUGGGUGAUGCUGCUGUCACCAGCACGAGCACCACACCCGGCUCAACUUCAAUCUUCGGCCUGUUCGGCAACCCCUCCAUGUUACUCGCGACGCUCACAUCUGCAUUCAACAUGCCAUCCCUGAUGUCAUUCUUAUCGCUGGGAACGGCAUCGACACAUCUGGUGCUGCUGAAUAAUAUUGAGGCGCUGUAUAUUCUGCUGAAUUGUGGUUAUUUGAGAGCUGUUGCGCUUGCUGUUACGGGUCAGUUGGCGCGGUGUAGAGGAUGGUAUCACAAUUGUGCUUCGCAACGGAAUACGAGUCGCCAUGUCCCCGGGACAUUGCAGCAGUAUGUCGUUGCGGAUGCGCGGUUCUUGACACGGAUCCCGGCAGACCUCAAGGAGGAAGUUGCGGCGCCGUUGUUGUGUGCGGGGUUGACGAUGGUUGGGGCUGUGGAGAAGCUUGAUUCUAGCGUUUUUCUACAGAAUGCAAAAAGAAGUGAAGCGGGAGAGAAAAGGGAAGACGGUGGGUUUUGGGUAGUUAUUUCCGGCUCCGGGGGCGGAUUGGGGCAUUUGGGUGUUCAGAUUGCGGCAAGAAACAAAGGGUAUCGUGUCAUUGCGAUUGAUUCGGGGGAGGAGAAACGGCGGCUUAGUCUGGAGUGUGGCGCGGAGGCGUUUGUCGAUUUCAAGACUGAGACGGACGUCCCUGCGAGAGUGCAUGAGUUGACGGGUGGUGAAGGUGCGCAUGCUACUAUCGUCGUGCCAGGCACGAAAGAGGCGUUUGAGAUGGCGCCGAAUGUGGUACGGAAUAUGGGCAUGAUUGUUUGUGUGGGAUUGCCGAGGAAUGACCUUGAGUUGCCUAUUUCGGCGACUAUGUGUGCUGCUAGGGGAAUAUCGAUCGUUGGAUCCUCGGUGGGCAGCGAGAAGCAAAUGAGUGAGUUGCUCCAGCAGGCUGUGGAGGGACGGAUUGAGCCUGUAGUCAAGGUCUAUGAGUUUGAGGAUACGGCAGACCUGAUCAACAGGUUCAUAGACGAUGGUAUUACCGGCAAGGUGGUGGUCAAGAUUCCGCAGUAG